Molecule: messenger RNA, 5203 nt
Organism: Nematostella vectensis (starlet sea anemone)
Lineage: Eukaryota; Metazoa; Cnidaria; Anthozoa; Actiniaria; Edwardsiidae
Product: octopamine receptor beta-1R
Exons: 4
Coding region: 2799-3755 (318 amino acids)
Biological process (GO): G protein-coupled receptor signaling pathway
Cellular component (GO): membrane
Molecular function (GO): G protein-coupled receptor activity
Source: RefSeq, a predicted model, not a curated record
GGAAGGGGGUCUCUUUGUGUGUUCUUGGCUAAAGAUACUCAGAAAGAAUGAUCAAUUCCUCUUUUCAUUGCCACCACAAUACCUCUUAAUAUUCCAAAAUCUAGCUUCUUAAAAAUAUUUCAGCAUAUCAAAUUAAAUCUUAAAAUGUACCAGCAGCUAUUAAUAGACAAAUAUAAGAGGGUUAUUUGUUUGAAUCUUUAUCAUUUAACAAUUACUAAAUAGAGGCUGAAUUCAAAUUGAAAACGUGACAAAACAUUUACUGUUGAGCGAUGGUGCCAUUUCGUGUGGAGAUUUUACGAAAACUGCUUCGUUCUUACGAAUCCGCAGGCUAAGGAAAUAAAAAAGCGAUAUCUGGGCACAUAUCAUCUCUAUAAGAGGCAAGUUCACCAUUAUCACUCCAUCCACCCUGCCCUCAAACCACCAGAGAAUAAUUAAAGCUGAAGAACGAUAAGGGAAAUAAUUACAUAGAAUUAUUUGGUUUAUAAGAUUCGACUGAGACAAAAUGGAAGGAAAGGGAAGAUAAAUAUUUCUUAUGUGAUUAAGCUAAUAAAUUCAAAUAAAAUAAAAAAUAAAAAAAUUAAAGUUGUUUUUAACCCGCUAAACAUUGUGCUUUGUAUUUGAAGUUUCCAGUAGUUUUGCAAGGUGCAUUUUCAUUUGAGUUUGAAUUACUUUAUCAGGAAGAAAAUAGAAGAUGAUAAAAAGCAAUUGCUUUUCACAAGUAAAAAAAAUCAUGAAUUUAAUAAAAGGUGAGACUGUAAAUGCAUACAGGUCAACCUUUAAGGUGUCGUGUAAAUAUUACGUCUGUUUGUUAAAAAAAACGAAGAAUUUAGCAAGCCACCUUCUCAUAAGGCUUAAUCAAUACUGGUUAACCAUCAAAAAGGCGAUACGAGUUAUUGCUUCAUUUAGUUCAUUUAUCCAUUUCGUCUAACUUUAAUUGAAUAUUAUAGCAUAAAGUAACAGCAUAUGAAGCGAAAAAGAAAUCUAAUCUACGACAUCAGGUCUGCUAGGCUUUCAACACAAGUGGAGAAAUAUUGUUUUAUUUUAAUCGCCAUUUCAAACCCAGAAAGGCGAUUGAAAUUUGGAUAUAAAAAUGUAAGCUUGAAGUAUAAAACAUUAUAGGAUCUACGUAAUGAAAAAUAAUAAUAAAAGUUCAAAUACGAAGGGACAAUUGCCUACGGCAACAAUAUAACUCAGAGAGCCUCUUUUAAGUAAAAAUAGCGAUUGCAAUGAUAGCGAAUAUUAUUUCUCGAAAAAAAAAAAAGAGAAAUCUGAUAUCCGAUUCCUGUUUGCUAUUGAAUGGGUCAGAAAGUGGCCGCAAAUUCAUGUAAAUCGAAGAACAAAGUGACACUUUCCUAGUUACGUAGGUGACUUCCCGGCGAACGGGGGCAUGCUUUUAAGUUUAAACUACGAACCUAAGGGCAGCAUAAGGAAAGGAGUAAUUUAGGAGUUGGUAGGGGUCAAGACAGAGCUGUUUUUAAGAUUUUAGUUUUGUAAAUACAGUCGGAGUGAGCAGGACUUCGCCAAAAGUACGAUGACAAAAUGCUGGAGAUGAAGUUGGUAUGUGGCUGCCAAGGAAAUGAAUUAGCGGAAGCUCACAGAAGAGCAGAAACAAACAAAGUGUAAAACGCAAAUCAUACGAUCCUUAGCACAAAGGAGACGCUGGAAUACGUGAUCUAGCGUUAUUAUGCGCACGUCUUAAAAGCAAUCUAUCUCGCGUGGAUCUGCUGUGAGAUAACAAGGGCGGCAGGUAAUAUCGGCGAAUCAAGAAGAAAGUUAAUUUUUCGCUCCAACAAAGCAAAAGCCUCGCACAACAUAAAAGUGGGAUUUCAAUCUUGAGAUUCAUCCGUUAAAGUGAAGAGCUAAAACGUGCAUCGCUGCGUGCAAAAACAGGGACUUUCAAUUUGUGUGUGAAGCGCUCCUCCGACUUUUCCUCCUAGGUAACAAGACCCCGAGACCCGCAGCUUAUUCACGUGAAAAAUAAAUUUCAGUAAAGGAGAAAAAAGAUAUUGAAGCCAUCUUUGAGAGUGGAUCCAUGUGCUGACGUCUCUUAAGAGCCUCGCUCUCGUAUAGACGUCGGUGGCUUUCUCGAACGAUUCUCAGAAAUCCUUGUUGGAAGAAUCCACACAUCCGCAGCUUCACUAUGGGGCUUGGUUGAUUCGGUGAACUUCGGCGAAAUGAGUGAUUUACCCUGACCUGUCUACAAACCGGUUUGACUCAUAGUGGUUUGAAGAUAAUUUUGAAUUCUAUUGAAGAGACUUUUAAUGUAGACCAUACCAGCCACUCGUAAGUCAUAUCGAUAUUUAUAGCCAAAAUAGCGGUUCUUAAAGUCCUCUUUGGCUUAGGGCGUGGCUGUAUGCAAGUAUACGACGAUACCCUCAUAGCAGUCACUGGUAAAGGGAAGGAGGUGUGACCGCUCAAGUCCUACGAAAUCAUCUUAGAACGAGUACUCGUUUGGGCAUUUAAACAACCCGUCUUUCUGUAGAAGAUACUUAACCAAAGGCAACGAUUACAAUUGAACUAAAUUUACUGAACUGAAGUUACGUUACUGAAGGUAAGCUGGUUUAUCAAAACCUUUUCCCUGAAUCGAUAGAGUCCACGUAAAGGGAUUUGGCUUAACGCGGUUGGGACAUACGUACAAGGAUCUUCAAAGACAUUACUCGUUAACAGAAGGCAAGGCGCGCGAUUUGGCAAGCCUAUUUGACUUAAACUACUUUAACUUCGCGGGUGGUAGUACCCAUUUCGGACUCUCUUUGGGGACGUGAAAGUACACUGACGUCAAGGCGAUAUCCCCGUGCAAUAUGGAUGUUUACCCACUCUGGUCGAUGACUUCCUUGGGAGUCCUGUCACUUCUCGUAAUCACCUCCAACAUUGCCGUCUGUAUCUUAGUUCUGUGCACACGGUCUCUGCGGACUUACACGAACGGCUUCGUCGUGUCUCUGGCCUUUGCGGAUAUUCUUAUAGGCCUGGCCCUGUUUAUCCAGUACCCGCUACAAGUUGAAAGCCCUGUUGCACUCAACGUAAUGUACAGCGUAUCUCUACUCUCUAGCGUGGCGAACUUAUGCGCAGUGACCUACGAUCGCUACUUAGCGGUACUGCAGCCUUUAAGGUAUACCCCGACGAUCGCAAAGUACUUUUUCCGGAUUCUUGUUGGGGUCUGGGUGACCGGACUUGUGUCCGCUGUUAUUCCUCUCACGUGGUUUCCAAGCACUUCAGGGGUCAUCCACCAGGUUUACCAGUUCGUUAUGCUUGUCGCGGGCAUCAUAAUCCCUUAUACUUUUAUCUUUAUCUGCUAUUGGCGAAUAUAUAAGCAGGUCCGAAUUUGCGUCGCGAAGGAACGAAAGCUAUCGAGACUCGUCUGCGACAGAGUCGAGCUCACGAAAUGCCGCCGCAUAUCCUCCGAGGCAAAGCUAGCGAAGGUGUUCAUCGUGAUAUCGGUUAUGUUCGUGCUGAGCUGGCUACCUGUGAUCUACGUCACGGCUGUCAUAGCAAUAGGGAAACCUGAGCUAAUGAUAAAAGCGUUGAAUUCAAGCUCACCCUUCACGCUCGCUCUUGGAUCUCUAGUGAAUCCUAUUUUGUACAGUUUUCUUAAACCUGACUUUAAGUUUGCGAUUCGUAAGCUGGUCCAGUCCUUGUUUCGAGGAGAUAGGUACUACAAGGAUGUGACAAGGAAAAAGAGUUCAGGGGACAUAUCCCGGCUUGAAGUGACAAUGCUUUCACAGAGACAUUCAUCUAUAGUCACUGUCAGUGAAAUGUAGGAGGUGUUUAAGAACAGUCAGUGAAAUGUAGAGGUGUUUUAUGGCAACAUACAGUCAAAGGGACAUUCAUCUAUAGUCACUGUCAAUGAAAUGUAGAGAUGUUUGAGGGCGACAUACAGUCAAAGGGACAUACAUCUAUUGUCACUGUCAGUGAAAUGUAGAGGUGUUUAUGGCAACAUACAGUCACAGAGACGUCUAUCUAUAGUCACUGUCAGUGAAAUGUAGAGAUGUUUGGGGGCGACAUACCGUCACAGAGACGUCUAUCUAUAGUCACUGUCAGUGAAAUGUAGAGGUUUGGGGGCGACAUACCGUCACAGAGACGUCUAUCUAUAGUCACUGUCAGUGAAAUGUAGAGGUGUUUAAGGCAACAUACAGUCCCAGAGACGUCUAUCUAUAGUCACUGUCAAUGAGAUGUAGAGAUGUUUGAAAACAGUCAGUGAAAUGUAGAUGUGUUUGAGGGCAACAUACAGUCCCAGAGCCAUUCAUCAUAGUCACUGUCAGUGAAAUGUAGAGGUGUUUGAGGGCGACAUGCACAAACAGAGAAAUUUAUCUAUUGUUACUUUCCGUGAGAAGUAAAGAAACUCGAGGAAACCAUACCGUCACAAACGAGUUAUCAUCAUUGUGCGGAUUCCCGCGAAGGACGAAAUCUAUUGUUCAAGUUGGUGAGAUGUAAAAAUCUCUCGAGGCCUCCAUGCUAAGAAAGAUGCAUUUUAGUAUUGUCGCUCUCAGUAAAAUGCAAAAAGUUGACGAGGACAGCAUGCUCCUUGACGGAGGCAAACUUCGAAGCAACUUUUAGCUAUGGAGGUUUUAAAGUCAAGUCAAGUCACAGAGGAAUAAGAGCAUAACAUUGGGGGGCUUUGACACGGGCACGGGGGCAAAAGGUGAAUCCUAGGGUAUAGAAAGAAAGAGGGAGGGGGGAGGAGUGGGAGGUAAUGUUUACCAUAUAUGGGGCCAUACAUGAAAAGUAAAACAAACAUGGCCUUAAGGCCCUGUCACACGUACCUUUUUUCUCUUGCUACCUGUCUCGCAAAAAAAUUGUUGCAGGUCGCACGCGCAUUCUAUUUCUUGCCCAGCCUUCGUAAAUAAAUAAUAAUAACUACUUUUUAAGCUCAAUGAGAAUUGGCAACGGCUGCAGCACUCUGUGAUGUUGGGCUACCUGUGGAAGGCGCAAUCCACAGGUAUCCCAACGUGACUAAUGAGGAUAAAGCAACGUAUAAAUUGAAUGCCAACAUUGAAGAUAAAACUGUGUGGUUAUUAAUUUAUCACACUCUUAGAGUAAACGAAUUUUUCUAUAAAAUUAAAGUGGAUUUAUAUAAGUGAAACACUAAAAAAAUAUACACUGCACAAGAAAAUACAUAGAUAAUCCUUCAAACUCAGAAGUACAAUCUCUAAUUGGUGAUAAUAUUGUAGAUAACCAAAAUACCAAUAAAAAUAAAAUAAUGAUUAAA